AUGCGUGAUCUUUCUCACAAGCCCCGGAAAGACUUCCCAAGCUACCCGCAAUUCUCCGGAUUUAUGAAGCCAUGCCGAGUGGAAGGAGAAGUUCUGAAUCUUGAAAUUCACGGCAGGAUCCCGGAAGACAUUGAUGGAACAUUCUACCGGGUGAUGCCUGAUCCCCAAUUCUCGCCCUUUAUCGAAAAUGACCCAUGGUUCAACGGUGAUGGCAGCAUCAGCGCCUUCAAAAUCAAAGACGGCUCAGUCUCCUUCAAGCAGCGCUUUGUCCGAACAGAGAAGUUCGUCCGGGAGCGAGAAGCUCAACAAGCACUACUUGGUAAAUACCGGAACAAAUUCACGGAUGCCGUUGAAUUCAAGAUCCGCACCACAGCCAACACCAACGUUGUCCACUUCAACGGCAAGUUGCUAGCUCUGAAGGAAGAUGCUCCUCCGUAUGCAUUGGAUCCGCAUACCCUCGAGACAAGCGGUUUGUAUGACUUUGAUGGACAGUUACCCAGUCUGACAUUCACUGCACACCCGAAAUUUGACCCGCGGACGGGGGAGAUGAUCUGCUUCGGAUAUGAAGCCAAGGGCGAUGGAACACCUGAUAUCUGCUAUUACCGCAUUGCAGCUGAUGGGAAGUUCUUGGAAACUGUGUGGUUGACUGCGCCUGUUGUGGCUAUGAUUCACGAUUUUGCCAUUACGGAGAACUGGGUGCUUUUCCCCAUAAUCCCCCAGCUCUGCGAUAUCGAGAGAAUGAAGCAGGGAGGUGAGCAUUGGGAGUGGAGCCCUGACACUCCAAUGUAUAUCGGAGUACUUCCACGACAAGGAGCAAAGCCAUCCGAUCUCAAGUGGUUCCGCUAUCAAAACUCAUUCCCAGGCCACGUAGCCAACGCCUACGAAGAAGAAUCCGGCAACAUCAUACUCGACCUCGGACUGAGCGAGAAAAACGUCUUCUUCUGGUGGCCAGAUGCGCAAGGAAACUCCCCCGAGCCAAGUUCCAUUCACUCCCAGCUGACCCGAUUCACCAUUGACCCCAAAUCCAAGGACCUGGACUUGGUGAACCCAACAGUCCUCCAGAACGACAACUCCGAGUUCUACCGUUUCGACGACCGAUUUGCUGCCAAACCGUAUAAGCACUGCUUCUUCGAUCUCAUGAAUCCUGCCCUCGGAACCGAUUUCCCGACUAUCAUGCCUCAAAUGGGUGGUGGUCACCCGCUGUAUAACGCACUGGCACACUUGAAUAUUGAAACUGGAGUUACAGAGACCUAUUUCCCGGGGAAGACACAUAUGGUGCAAGAACCGGUCUUCAUUCCACGAAGCAGAUCUACUGUUGAGGGUGAUGGGUAUGUUAUGGCUUUGGUGAAUAAUUAUGUUUCUAUGUGCAGCGAGUUGCACUUGUUGGAUACCAGUGAUUUUACUAAAGCGAAGGCUGUCAUUCUACUGCCGCUUCGGCUGAGGCAGGGGUUGCAUGGUAAUUGGGUUGAGGGUGAGGAUCUGUAG
Molecule: messenger RNA, 1485 nt
Organism: Penicillium salamii
Lineage: Eukaryota; Fungi; Ascomycota; Eurotiomycetes; Eurotiales; Aspergillaceae
Source: the annotation of a GenBank genome assembly